AUGAAAAGUGGGGUUGCAGCGAGUUGUCAGAACUAUUGGAGUCAGUUUAAAGAUCUUCAGGAACCAGAAGCCAUAAUUGUUGCUCCUACCAGAGAGCUGAUCAAUCAGAUUUACCUAGAUGCUUGGAAAUUUGCAUACGGAACUGUUGUUCGUCCAGUUGUAAUCUAUGGAGGAACACAAACGUCUAAUUCACUGCGCCAGAUAUUUCAAGGCUGCAACAUCCUUUGUGCGACACCUGGGAGGUUACUGGACGUUAUUAACAAGGAGAAGAUUGGGUUGAGCCAAGUGAAAUACCUUGUUCUGUAUGAAGCUGAUUGUAUGCUGGACAUGGGUUUUAUGGAAGAUGUAAGAAAAUUGUUGUCAAGUCAAGGAAUGCCAAAAAGAGAAGAAAGGCAAACUUUAAUGUUCAGUGCAACGUUCCCUACGCCCAUACAAAAUCUUGCUAGAGAGAUUUUGAAGCCAGAUUAUCUGUUCGUGGUUGUCGGACCAGUUGGUGGCACGUGCAGUGAUGUCGAACAGCAGAUAAAUGAAGUGGAAGAGUAUGGAAAGAGGGCUAAACUGCUGGAACUUUUACAACUCAUAGGCCAUGAGCGCACAAUAGUUUUUGUGAAAACCAAAAAGAUGGCGGAUUUAAUUGCAACAUUUCUUUGUCAAGAAAAAAUCCCCUGCACAAGCAUUCACGGGGACAGAGAGCAAAGAGAGCAGGAGAAAGCUCUGGGCGACUUCCGCUCUGGACAGUGUCCUGUGAUUGUUGCCACGUCUGUUGCUGCCAGAGGAUUAGAUAUCGAGAACGUCCUUCAUGUGAUAAAUUUUGACAUCCCUGGCGAUGUUGACGAAUAUGUUCACAGGAUCGGCCGAACCGGACGCUGCGGCAACACUGGAAAAGCCAUUUCUUUUUCUAAUAAGAUUGGUGAUGACGAGGAAAAAAUUGUCCAUGGACUAGUGAAAGUUUUAACCGAUGCUCACCAGGAGUUCGUGAUAGUACCUGCUUGGCUUGAAGAGAUGGCGUUCAGUGCCCAUGGCAUGCCAACCUUCAGUUCACAGCCAAGCAAAUUUGCUUCAGUGGAUAGCAGGAAGAGAGGUGACUUCCAGGAGGACAACGGUUACAGCAAUGCUGGCAUUUCACAACCUGCAGCUGCGGGCGGCAGCGGAGGAGGACGAAGAUUGGGGCUAGUCGGACGUGGUUAA
This is a messenger RNA of Bufo gargarizans (Asiatic toad), 1188 nucleotides long. RefSeq names its product probable ATP-dependent RNA helicase DDX4. NCBI's taxonomy places the organism in Eukaryota, Metazoa, Chordata, Amphibia, Anura, Bufonidae. Gene Ontology annotation, molecular function: RNA helicase activity; ATP binding; RNA binding. Gene Ontology annotation, cellular component: P granule; nucleus. The record is from RefSeq and is a predicted model, not a curated record. Gene Ontology annotation, biological process: gamete generation; cell differentiation. The coding region runs from base 1 to 1188 and encodes 395 amino acids. The transcript has 4 exons.